AACUAAGGACAUUGAUUUAUUUUUUCAUUUACAUGAGAAAAGACGGACUUUCCAUAUUCAUAUGUGCUGAUCAUUAUCUCAGAAGCAGGAGCAACUCCACACAGCCGUGGAGUAAUACCUGCCUGGAAGAGAAAGUAUUCACUGUCAUUUGUUUUCAGACUGAAGCACUCUAGUACCAUUUAGUGGUCAUAAUAUAACGAUGCCAUAGUGCAUCAGUGUAGAACUGGGAUUCUACCUGUCUAAAAUACUGGAAUUACUGGCUGUAGGUAUUGCUACUGUAAUAACCUUAUGCACUCACUUAAGCCAUCCUUCAUGACCUGCCUCACUGCCCCUCUGUCUCUCCAUUGUGGUGGAGAAUCUUGACCUGUGGGGCUAUUUUGCUCCAGCACAAGAAGAGGUGGCUCUGGGGGCAGAUUAUGUGCCUUCCCCUCUGUGUUAGUGCAACCCUGCUGCUUGUGUGGGACAAGCAGAGGCUUGUGACCUCGCAGGUGGAGCAACCAAGAGAUUCAGAAAGCCCUAAAUACUGAAAUGGAUAAAGUUAGGGAGACAAGGGCUCUAGUAACGUGCCAGGCUGUACCCUCUGCUGUAGGUAUGUGUCUCAGCCCUUCAAGCCAACAGCUGAGAAAAAAGCAUGAUUCCCCUGCCACUGUCUUCUAAGACUUACAGCACUUUCACUAAAAUGGAAGAGUCCUGGUCACAUCAAUAAAGGACAACAUUGAGGUGUUAAAUGUCUCCUAUUCCAAUCUGUCAACCAUAGUCUCGUCAGUGGAGAAAAUAAAGCUGAAUCCACUCAUUCAUACACAGCCAUCUAGUUCCACCUGAAAUGCAAAGGUCCACAUGUAGUUAGUGCAAAUGUCAUAUGACUGAUUGAAAACUUCUGUUCCUUUGGAACAGUAGCAGGAAGCAGGGCAGAAUACCUCCAAGUCAUCUCACCUACAUGUGGGUGACUGAACAGAGACGGUGGCUGGCCAAGAGAACACCUCCACACUCUUGAUACCCAUGUGUCAAGACCUAAAUGUACGUAUGCUAAUCUGUGAACUACAUUCAACCCAAAAUAUCUAAUAAUAUCAACACUUCAUGGUGUCAUCCAUUCUGCUGGCAUCAGUGCUUGGAAAUACGCAAGUCUAUUACCCAGCCGUGCCAUGGCUGUACAGCAAGUAAAGCACUUUAGUCUCUUUCAACAAACACAAACAACUCUUGCAAAUCUUCAGACAGUUGUGUAGCCAUUCCCACAAGGAACCUCAGAGAACUAAGGAAGUGCUGUCAAUGCUGGUAAGUAUCUGGGUUUGGAAUGUCUCUUGUAGUUGUUCAUUUCAGGAUGAACAACUACAGACUUUUAUCUCAAUAUCAUUUUCAUCUCAUUAUCUUGUCAUUUCCUCCUUAGGCUGCCAGUCACACCUAACACUGUGUGCAUUGUGAAGGACUUCUGUUCACGGCAACAACAGAAUAUUGCUCCAGCCACUCAACAGAAUAGGACAACAGCGACCUCACUCAUCAGCAGAUGGAAUGCAAGCAAAAACAGAAAAGAUAAAAUCUUCUCUGAAGAAUGUGAAAAAAGAUACAGGAAAAUCAGAGAAACUUAAAUACAAGCCACUCACUGGGAAGGUGUUUUACCUUGAUAUUCCAUCAAAUGUGAUCUCUGAAAAAAUAGGGAAGGACCUCAAAGAGCUAGGAGGGAGAGUGGAGAGUUUUCUUAGUAAAGAUAUCAGCUAUCUGGUGUCUAAUAAAAAGGAGGCAAAAUUUGCACCAGUUCUUGGUCAGAUUUCUCCUGUUCCUAGCCCAGAAUUUGCCCAGAAUGGAGGACAUAGUUCACCUCAUCCUAGCAACCGAAAAGAUCGACAUGACGGAAGUUCAUUUAAGAUAGUAGAUACUGUACGUAUGAGCAGAGGAAAAUCUUUAGUUGAAAAAGCAAUGAAAGAGCAGGACUUAGUCCCCUCUGGCAGUAUACUAUCCAAUGCUUUGAGUUGGGGAGUGAAGGUACUUCAUAUUGAUGAUGUGAAGAACUACGUUGAGCAAAAGAAAAAGGAGCUCUACCUAAUUAAAAGAGCAGACAAUUCUUUUAAAGAUGGGGUAAAACAAGCUACUGCUCAAAGGUCAAGAAGUAAACUGAAAAAUCCAUUUCUUAAGGUGGAAGAUAGAAGUCGCCAAUACCGACCAUUUUAUCUGCAGUUUCCCAGUUUUCCACUUCUGAACUACUGUGUUCCAAAGCCAUACAGUCCAUUUGAGGUGGAUAAGAAAUAUCCUUCUGGUCAAAAGCAAACUCAGUCUAAGCAAAGUCCUUUGUUUGGACAUACAGAUGCAUACAUCCAAAAAUGCGGCCUUCUCCUAUCGCUGUGGGUCAGCAUAAGAUCUUUUUUCCUUUCUGCCACUGGUUUCUUCUUUGUCCUCAUCUUGGAUGCUGUCCAGAACAAAAUAAAUACUGACAAGGACUGUGGGACUCUUGUUCAACUCCCUCAGAAGGACAAAAAAAAGAGAGGAUAUUGUGAAUGUUGUGGGAAGAAAUAUGAAGAUCUGCAAGCACAUCUUGAAAGUGAACAGCACCGAAAUUUUGCACAAAGCACACAUUACCAAGUUGUGGAUGAUAUAAUCUCAAAGUUUAUUUGUGAAUUCAUUGAAUACAAGGAUGAUGCAAAGAAAAUAAAAAGGACAAAAUGCAGUACAGGACAUUUUUCUCCUAUUAUUGGAAAGAUAACUAGACCAGAGGAGCUGAACGAACGACUGAAAAAGCAACGCAUUUCAUUGAAAAGUUACUUGUGGAAGGAUACUGCAAUACGAGCACUCAAACUGGAUCGCCGGCCUGCUGAAGUACAACCGCAUUCUGUGCCAAUACCUACCCCUAUUUCUGGAUCUGUCUGCUCGGUUCUUUAUCAUCGACUGUCACAACCUUCAGAUCUAAAAAAUAAGUUCAGAAAUAACUAUGAAAAUAUUAAAACUGAUUGCUCCUGUGCUGAAAACUUAAGAGAGACUGAUCUAUCAUCAAAUUUCAUACAACCACUCCCUCAGAAAGAUGACAAAGCAUACACAGAGAACUUGUCUCAAGCUUUUGAGCCAUUUAAUAAAGAACUACUGGAACCAGAAGUAAAUAAAAAGAAUAUACAGUGUAUUCAGGAAGACAUAUCUACUUUAUAUGCUCGUACGCAACUUACAGAUUUUACUGAAAGAGACAAAGGCCUAUCCCAGCCAAAACGAAAAUUAAAUAAUGCAGUAGUUCUACCAGCAAAGUGUUUGAAAAACAAAGAUGCCAAUCCCACAUUUGUCAAGAAACGCGAUUUAUGUGAUAAUCAUCAACAGAUGCAGCAGAAUGUGGUUCUGGAGGCUGAGGUAUCUGAUACUGGUAUAAACAAAGAACUUAAUGAGUGGGCUGCCAGCACUGUGCACAGUUCACCGCCUGGGCAGCUUCACAGAAAAGUGAAGAUCUACUUGGGAAGGAAUAAAAGAGAAAACCGUAGACAGAGUAUAGAGUUAAGUGUAAAGCAUAGAGAUGGACUAUCUGUUCCUGAAGAGAAGAGAAGUUCUUGUAGCUCACCGGUGCAGGCCCUACUGGAAUUAUUUCAGACAAGUGAAAUAAACUCAGAAUUUGGAGGUUUUUCGGGUUACACUGAGAGCAAAGGUUCGACCAGCAUGAAAGAUAUCUGGGAAGGGCAGAAUGCAGAUAUUAUGCAGUCACUGUUUUCCUCUUCUUCCUCAUCCCCUUUUGUUGGAUUUUGAUGCUGUUUUAUUUAAUAUAAUGACAUCAAAUAAACUCAAAUUUAAGAUUUUAUUCAUGGAAACUUGAAUUGCUGUGGUAUAUGUACAGCUGGUUUGGUUUUCAAGGUUUUUAAUGCAAAAACUUAUGUAUAUGUAAAUAUGAAAAAUAAAAAUAAGGUGAUGUUUUGGGUUUUUUUCAUAAAAGGUAUUGCUUUAUCUUAGCUGGUAACAGGCUCUGACACCAGAAUUGGGUUACAUUGAUUGCUAGGCAACCAAUAAGCAUGGUGUAGCUGAAUUUAGGUAGAAUCAUUUUCUAAAGUCCUUGAUUAUGAUACAUUCUAAAUAACCACAUUAUAAAUAAUUGGGUAGUCCAUGGUAAAUGAGGCAGUCCUUUUCAUGUAGACUGCUGAUAUUUUGUUUAGAUGUGGCUGGGAGACUUUGCUGCUUCCCUUCCUGUUCCUUCUGCUGCUGUUUUAUUAGAGAAUACCAAAGGAAAAAAGUCACUUGCUCUCCUAAUAUUUCUUCUGCUGAAAUUCUCAGGGAACCUAUGUAAUCACAAAGAAAUAAGAUUAGGAAAGCAUUAUUUUUUGUCUGUGACAUAAUUUUUUGUUAGACUAAAACUGGCUGCGUUUUGUAUUUUAGCCAGUGGGAAAGCAGUAGGUGUAUACUUUAAUUUUUCUUUUAAAAAAAAAAAAAAACACCAGACACGACAGCAACAGGAUAGCAACAAUGAUGACGACAAAACAGCCAACUGGUUUCUGAUUGACUCAGGUAAUUUGUCUGAUUUUUCUUCCAGAAUAGCCAGCCUGUCUGACUAGCGUACUGGGAAGCAAAAGGCACAAGUGAGAAUUUGGAAGACUUCAGAUCUUUGGCAGAGCCAAUCUUGGAAUUUCCCUAUCUGUAAAUCAGUGCAAGGCAUGAGUAUAUAAUUACAGUGGAGGUAAUUGCAAAGGUUUCUUAAUAAAUGUAAGUGUCUUAAGGUCAUAUAAGAGAGAAACCAGCAGAAAUUACUCUUGUUAAUUUUUGCAUAGAUUACUUGUUUGCAUUUUUCUCUCUUGCCCAUUUAGUAUUCUCAAACCUAUUUUGUCAGUGUUUUUAUGGUUAAAGUACUUUCAGUGAUUGCAUUCUGUUUCCUGUCCUUUCUAGGGUGUUUUCGACAAGGUGGGGGGUAAAGCUUAGUGGGGAGGAAUGGGUGAGGAAAACCACAUAGAAAUACUUUCCUUUAAAGAGCAUGUGAGUUGGAGGCUUAAUGGUGAAAGUAGCUGCUUAGUGUGUUACUGUCACCUUGAAGGCAACAUUUCUUAUUCCAUAGCUCAGGUAAUUGCCUACACAGUCUGGGAAGAACUGCUUUUGGGCUCUUCAUCUUACUGGUCACUUCUGGUUUGAUUUAAAGUUUCUUCUCAUCUGGAUUCAUAUUAAGAAAACUAUGUGGAAAGCUAUUACAUAAAUGAGCACAAUUAACAUCUAAAAAAAGGAGUUUAUCUUGACUAUCUAUGUCUGUAUAUAUUUUGCCUGUAAUUUACCAAUAUAUAGUGAUUUAGGAUGGGUUUUUAAAGUGGAACACUGAAGCUAUUACUUUGUUCUUCAUUGUGAGUGACACUUUAAUGACAGAAUGAUUGUCAUCUGAUUCAAUGAAUGCAGUCAGUUUUAGGAACAAGUGUUUUUACAUUUUUCUUGAGAAUUUUGGUUGGUUGGUUGGUUUUCUUGGUACUUUUUUGCUUUUAAUUCAGUGAUAAAGUCUGAAAAACCUUACACUUUUACCCUAACACAUUGCAGUGAUCUGUCAGUAUCUCUUGUGGUGUCUCCCUCCUCACAUCCCUGAGACAUAUACUCUUUUUAGACUUAAAUGUUAAUGGCAGAGGUAUUCAGUGUUUCUAAAUCUGCUCAUCAGGUAACCUGUGUGUCUGUGUCCUGUAUGUUACAUCAUUAGCUGCAGUAUUAGAAUAUUUUAACUCGACAGGCACUGCGGAGAAACUAUUUAAACACACUGGAAUCUGGCUUUGGAAUCUUAAGGAGAAAAAAAUAAAACAGGUUCUUGUUAAAAUACAAAGACUACUCAUUGUAAUGCAGAACAAGAUAGGAGAGUCCUGCUCCUGAAUGCAAAAAGCAUGUUGCAGAUCUUGUGUACAUGUGACCGGUCCCAUUAGUGUGUGCCAGAAGUCCUCUCUCUGUGUAGUAUCUUCUGAUACCAUAACGAUCCACAGUAACCCUGUUAACUAUUUCUAAAACAGAUUUAUUCAGCACAUAGUGUGUGGUUUUCAUGCAUUUAUUGUCUUUCAAGCUUGGUUUAGCAUGAGAAGUGCAUUUCAUCUGUAAGUACAUCUUUGUGAUAAUUACAUAUUACAUAAUUACAGUUUGACCUUUUUCACAGGUAGAUGAAUUUAUUUUAAUGGACUUCAUUUUUUUAAUUGGCUUGCUUUAUGUGGAUUUGGGAAGCUAGUAUAGGUGGUUUCUAUAUUCUGUUCAAACCAGUUUUUAAUAUAUGAAUUGUUGCUUCCUUUUUGUGGUGGUUAGAGAAACUUGGAGCUGUAUUCCCAUGGUGUCUGCAGCGCACCUGUACACAGUUGGGAUCCAAAAUUUUAAUGAAGUACACAAAUCUUUACUGUUGAAAAAAAGGAAAAGCUUUCACACUAGUUUAGAACAGACACUACUUCAGUUUAAAUUCUGAUUAGAAAAAAAAAAUCCCCUAAACUUUUACAUUAUGAAAGUGCUUGUUUAAGUGAUUAUCCUGUGGCCCAGUGACCAUUGCUCUUUCUUUUUCAUAGGUGUAGCAGGCGCAUUUCUAGGGAUGCAGAAUAUUUUAGUAUAAUCUUUAGAAUGUUGAAAUAGAAGGUAUAUGCAUGCACACACGUGUACCAUUACUGAAGGCCUGUGCAGACACCAUACUGGUCUGGUACUUCACUGUGAGGAUGAGUUGCAACUGAUCUGUUCAGACCUACUUUGUUUUGUUACCAGGGAAGAGAGCAAAAUGAUUUUCAGUAAAGACUUCUAAAAUGGAAACCAUAACUACACAAUGCAAAGCUCUGAUGGUAGUAACAACAUCCAAAGAAGUACAAGUGUUAAAAUUUGCUUUUAGAAAUAAAGCAUUAGAAGUAGUGUUUUACUUUAAUUGUGCCUACGCCAAGUUUGGUUUGGUAUUUCUGCGGUAGAUGCCCAACCGCUGCACAUGACUUUGCUCCACAGUAUGUAUUUUAUCUGGAACAGAAAUGUUGGUUCUUUUCUGGUAACUAUAGUGUGGCAGAGGGAAUAGAGUUCCAAAGGUUGGGAAUACUUAUGUGUGGGUGUGUGCAUAUGCCUAUGGGUGUACAUACAGCUACUCAGAUGGGUAUAUGGUGAUAGUGGGGAUCAGUGACUCCAAAACCCCAUGUGUAUGAGGAAGUUCUGCCAUAACUUCUGAGUUUCGUGCACUCAGGUAAGCCCUGCACUCAGCAGCAGGAUUGUCGAGCCGUAAUAUCCUGCUCAACAUCCAACUACAGAACAUGUAACACAAAGCAGCAGGUAGGUGACUUAAAAAAAAAGCUGGCCUUCCCCUUGGAGUUGGGAGGAAGGUAGUUACAACCUGAGAAGCCUGAGCAUGUUAACAUCCAUCCUGUCGUUCAGGUGUUGCCAUUGUGCAUCAAGGUAGUCGAAUCCAUGUUCCACCUCGGGUUUGCGACAGAAGGGCGCAGUUAAGUUAUCCAUUCAUGCUGUCACUGUUCUGUGUUAUCUCCUGGCCUAUGUGACUGCAAGGCAUAUGACUCCUUCAAUACACCAGGGGGAAAGAGGGUGGCUGUGCUUUCAUCUUGCAGCCUGAAGGCUUGGCUCUGAAGGCCUCAGCAAAUAUAACUGGUGAUGGUGUCUGUGGAGGUCUUGUGGUGGUCUCUGAGUGCAGGAAUGAUGAAAAAAAUAGUAGCUGUUCUAGCUCAUGCAGUUACAGUAAGGUAUGUGGACAUGGGAUGAAAAUACGAAUCCCCUUGUAUUCCUGCAUUAGAGAAUCAUCAUGGGCUGUAUGGUGCACGUGACCUCUGGACCACUGGCUGAUACGCACCAAGGGCUGGUAAAGGUUGCCCAUGCUGGGCUUCUUGAUCAAGCUCAUAGUUGAUACCACUGAUUCCUGUAGCAGACUGAAGAGAAGUGCAAACUGAGUUCAUUAACCAGAUUAACAUCU
Molecule: messenger RNA, 7834 nt
Organism: Cuculus canorus (common cuckoo)
Lineage: Eukaryota; Metazoa; Chordata; Aves; Cuculiformes; Cuculidae
Gene: DBF4
Product: DBF4 zinc finger
Exons: 13
Coding region: 1507-3708 (733 amino acids)
Biological process (GO): positive regulation of nuclear cell cycle DNA replication; regulation of cell cycle phase transition
Cellular component (GO): nucleus; Dbf4-dependent protein kinase complex
Molecular function (GO): protein serine/threonine kinase activator activity; zinc ion binding; nucleic acid binding
Source: RefSeq, a predicted model, not a curated record